AAGGGAGGAUGAAAUUCAAUCGAGUUUCCUCAACUCACGUACGGAACAGUACAAUUUAACUAAAUUUUCACAAGUCAGGCAUUAAUAACGACACCUUUUUUUUUUCCGACGUGCACGACAUAUCUCUCUCUCUUCGAUUUCAGAUUCCCGGUUAUUUUCUCUCUCUCCUCUACUCACUUUACCACGUUCAAUCUCCGAUUACCACUUUUCUUCUCCGUGGGGAACUGGGGUAUUGUGGACAAUGAUGGGGAAGGGAGAUGCUGGACACAAAUUGCAUGCAAGAAUGAGGCUGUGGGAGUUUCCUGAUGAGUAUGUUAUCGAACCCACUGAUGGCACCGGUGGCUCGUUUUUGUCAGUCAGCCGUGUGGAUGGAUCCAUGAAGCUACUUGAUGAGCUUCCGCAAUGCAGUGCUGAGCGCGUACCGAAAAUUCAGACGAUUUAUGGUGUGAUGGGGGUGCUGAAGCUCUUGGCAGGGCUAUAUGUAUUUGUGAUUACAGAACGCGAAGCUGUUGGAUCUUACCUGGGGCAUCCUAUCUUUAAAGUUUCAUCUAUGAAGAUAUUACCUUGUGAUCAAUCCCUUAAGAGUUCUCCAGAAGAGCAGAAAAGGAUGGAGACAGAAUUUUCCUCUUUGUUAACUGCUGCAGUGAGCACUCCUGGGUUGUUUUUCUCUUAUGACGUCAAUCUAACACUGAGUAUGCAGAGAUUGCACGAUUUAGGAGAUGAAGAAAAAACGAUCCCUCUUUGGAGACAGGCAGACCCAAGAUAUUGCUGGAACAACUAUAUGAUGGAAAUGCUUAUUGACAACAAGCUUGAUCCAUACUUGCUUCCCAUUCUCCAAGGAACUUUCCAUCACUUCCAAGCUGGUAUAGGGAAUGAUACUAUUGAUGUUACUUUGAUUGCUCGCAGAUGUACCAGGAGAACUGGUACCCGAAUGUGGAGAAGAGGAGCUGAUCCUGAUGGUUAUGUCGCGAAUUUUGUUGAAACAGAGCAAAUUAUGCAGUUGAAUGGCUACACAGCAUCUUUUGUGCAGGUACGUGGGUCAAUGCCAUUUCUGUGGGAGCAAAUUGUUAAUCUGAAAUAUAAACCGAAAUUCGAAAUCGUGAACCCAGAGGAAGCACCACAAGUUGCUGAGAGACAUUUCCUGGAUUUGAGGAAAAGAUACGGUGCUGUGCUAGCUGUUGAUCUUGUCAAUAAGAGCGGAGGUGAGGGCCAAUUGUGCGAGAUGUAUGGGAGUACAAUGCAGAAGAUUGUGAAUGAGGAAAUAAGAUAUUUGCACUUCGAUUUCCAUCGUAUAUGUGGACACAUGCAUUUCGAGCGACUUUCAAUCCUGUACGACCAAAUCUCAGAUUUUUUGAACAAAAACAGGUAUCUCCUGCUGAAUGAAAAAGGAGAAAAAAUUGAGGAGCAAAGUGGCGUUGUGAGAACAAAUUGUAUUGAUUGCUUAGAUCGCACCAAUGUCACACAGAGCAUGAUAGGACGGAAAAUGUUGGAAUUGCAACUAAGGCGUAUAGGUGUUUUUGGUGCUGAAGAGACCAUUAGCUCACAUUUAAAAUUUGAUGAGAAUUUCAAAAUAUUGUGGGCAAAUCAUGGGGAUAAUGUAAGCAUCCAGUAUUCUGGCACUCCUGCUUUGAAAGGGGAUUUUGUCAGAUAUGGCAAGCGUACAUUUGAAGGUGUGUUCAAUGAUGGGAGGAAUGCACUUGCUAGAUAUUAUCUGAAUAACUUUUGUGAUGGAACCAAACAGGAUGCCAUUGAUAUGGUGCAUGGACACUUCAUUGCUUCUGUCAGUCGAGAUAUGACUACACAACCUCAAAAAGGAGGCCUUGAGACUGUAGCUUCUGUUCCUAUAGGUCUUUCCUUGGUCUUGGCUGGAAUCGUUUUCGCAUUCAUGUCUCUGAAGCAAGUUCGGUUAGAUUGGCGACACCUAUUCUUUUCACUUCUGUGGGCAAGCUUAAGCAUCGCUAUAGCUGUAUUUGUGAGAGCCAAUGGUCGGGUGUUUUGCAAUCGGCCCCGUCUGCAUAAGCCUCGACGCUGAUCAGAAUUCAAUCAAGGGGUGAUUCGUGCAGAAGUUAAAUGGCUGGCUGCUUCUUGCUCCAUUUUUUGUGUCAUGUUCGACAUUCUGAGUUUUCAUUCUUAUUAUUUGAUUUCUUGUUAGUUUUCUAUUUUAUUGGGCUCUUUUGAUAGGAAGGUCUCCCACAAAUUUAAGUUCUAUAGCAAGGGGGGGGAGUAUUUUUCCAAGGUUCGUAGUUCCCACAAACCGUCUCUUGAACCUUUUUUGUCUGAAUAUUGUAUGUUCUGUAGAAUCAAGUUCUAAUAUUAUGGGUUGGGAUUAAUUUUGUUUUAACAUCCAAACCUUAGUUCCUUGCUAUGACAAGUUUGAUUUCCGUUGGAUUAAGAACAA
This is a messenger RNA of Spinacia oleracea (spinach), 2398 nucleotides long. RefSeq names its product phosphoinositide phosphatase SAC7. Lineage: Eukaryota; Viridiplantae; Streptophyta; Magnoliopsida; Caryophyllales; Amaranthaceae. Gene Ontology annotation, cellular component: endoplasmic reticulum. Bases 242 to 2032 code for a protein of 596 amino acids. Gene Ontology annotation, biological process: phosphatidylinositol dephosphorylation. The transcript is spliced from 21 exons. The record is from RefSeq and is a predicted model, not a curated record. Gene Ontology annotation, molecular function: phosphatidylinositol-4-phosphate phosphatase activity.